This is a messenger RNA of Tetrahymena thermophila SB210, 612 nucleotides long. RefSeq names its product transmembrane protein, putative. The record is from RefSeq and is a predicted model, not a curated record. NCBI's taxonomy places the organism in Eukaryota, Ciliophora, Oligohymenophorea, Hymenostomatida, Tetrahymenidae. The transcript has a single exon.
AUGGCCAUUUUUUAUUAAUUUAAAUCUGAUUUUUUAUGUUUUAAUUUAUUUUAUUUUUUUAUGUUUUUCAUAUGUUUAUUGGAAGAUAAGAGGGUUAAUAUAAAAUUUAAUUAGCAUCAAGCAUCUUAGAAGCAUCUAUCUAUCAAUAGCAUUAUCUUAGUUUAUCAUUUAGCAAUUUAUUAGCAGCAAUUAUCAUUAGCAUUAUCUUAGUUAGUUAAAUAUCAUUUUAUUAUUUUUUUAAAAAUUUUGACAACAAAAUAAAAUUUUUUUCCUCAUUUUUUUAAAAAACUUGUAAACCUCAUUCGUCAUAUUUCAAAAAUUAAAAUUCGUCAUAUUUCAAAAUAAAAAUUGUAUGUGUGCUUAAUUUAAGCAUGUGGGAUUUUACCCAUAGUGACAUAUUCGCCCGCCUCCGUUUUCAAUAAGAAAAUUGGCUUAAAAAACAGCGAGAGUCACAGCUAUUUAUUCAAUAGCUUCCCAUGUGAGCUCUCUUUUGGAUUGGUUUAAAAACUAAGUGACUGCCUCCGAGCAUACCUUUUGUAUAGGUAAUUCUAAUACAAAUGGUAACACAAUCAAACGCCACUUCUUGCCUGGGUUUUAAUUUAUUAUGAAUGA